Annulohypoxylon maeteangense is the source of this 1108-nucleotide messenger RNA. RefSeq lists its product as uncharacterized. Bases 639 to 1100 code for a protein of 153 amino acids. The record is from RefSeq and is a predicted model, not a curated record. NCBI's taxonomy places the organism in Eukaryota, Fungi, Ascomycota, Sordariomycetes, Xylariales, Hypoxylaceae. The transcript is spliced from 2 exons.
CUUCUGAAGAAUAUUGUUAAUAAAGCAGCUUGUUUAUAUUGUCGAUCUUCGGAAGUGUCUUAGAGCGAACUCCCGGACAAUUGGAAUAAUUAAGCUAACCAUUGCGGCUGGAUAGGUUUCCUAAUCCAUCCUCAGGUAAUUAUCCCGCCCCUGGUCUGGGGUAGAGCCCGUGAAUGCGGGGAGUUUGUGGGGAGCUGAGGUGAGGCCUAAUUUUAAUGAUAGGAAUUCUUCAACGGCAUAUCGCUGCGGAGAAGCAAAUUUGGAGAUAUUCCAAGGAUAUAUUCGGUGCUCGGUAGAAGUCUUGGCGAGACAUAACUACGAGAGAAGUCUAGACCGUUGGUAAGCUUUGUCACCUGGGAAUUAUGUUGAGCUUAGUGAUGUUGUUGCUAAAAGCAGCAGUUCAUGUUUGUCACCUCGCAAACUUGGAAAUGUCCUGGAAAGAAGUCGCAAAAGCAAAAUGACGCGAAUGGCCCCCAAAACAUUGUGAGCUGUCUUGCGAAGGCCAAGCUGAAAAAGGCUGUAUGUCGAUCAUUUGAGAGUGAGUUGGAGAAUCGGCGAAACUGACUUUCGGAGAUAUAUAGACAUAUGAUCUAUAGAAAAUGACCUAAUAGGUUAUGCCAAGCUUCGUGAUUUAGACGAUGUUGGUCUGGUUCUCUCGGAGUACAACUGCAUUUCUUGUUACCCCCCUGUCGCUGUCGACAUAUAGGCGACAUCGUCAUCGUCAUUGUCGUCAUCGUACAUACAGGGCGCAUCCCAUAUGGAUAACAUGUGGUUUUAGUUGCAGCUGUGAGAGAUGUUGCGGGCAGAGUUGUGUUGUGUUGUGUGCAGUAAACUGUAAGACAGUAAGACGGAUCGGGUGUGGAGGCGGGAGGAGGCGGAGGCGGAAGCAACACCAACCAACAAACCAAACUUUAUUAGAUAAUACCCGACCCUACAACGUGGUACGGGUUAUACGAUGUAUUGAUAGAGAUACUCAUAGUGCAUUGUACGCUGUACACAAAAUACACACAGCGCUAACGAUUUUUGAGUUAAUAGGUUGCUAUUAUUGUUCAUGUGCGACAGUGUUCCCGUAUGCCUCCAACUUGGAACUAACCCGCUAGCGUGUACU